UCUCCGUCAACUCCCACUUGCAAACGCCAUUCCAGAGUUAUUUCGCACAGGUCGGUACAGUUGACUUUUCACGCAUUUGUAUUCUUCCUUUCUCAACUUCUUUAUCUACUCAAUCCAAUGGCGUCAGGCCAAAAUCUAACAAUGAGGUACGACGUUUUUCUAAGCUUCCGAGGUGAAGAUACUCCUUAUUCUAUCACCGAUCAUCUCUACGAUAGAUUAUUGAGGGCAGGACUUCGCACUUUCAGAGAUAAUGAUGCAAUCGACAGAGGCCAAGAACUGAAGCCCGAAAUCGAGACCGCAAUAAUCGAAUCGAGGGCUUCUAUAGUUGUAUUGUCCGAGAACUACGCCAAGUCCAGAUGGUGUCCGAAAUCGAGACCGCAAUAAUCGAAUCGAGGGCUUCUAUAGUUGUAUUGUCCAAAAUGGAUAUUGGAUGAUGUGAAGCGGUGGAGGGCAGCGUUAACAGAGGUUGCUAAUUUGACUGGCUUGGUUCUUUCAGGGUGUACCAAAGCAUGGAAGGCUUUACCGAGCAAAAAAUAUGUGAAUCAACAUGGUGGAGGAAUUCCAGAACAGCCAUUGUUGCUUUUCUUGCCCCCGUCGUUAAGGAGUUUAUAUCUUGCAAACUGCAAUCUUGAUAAUAGCAAUCAUGAUCGUGUGGUAUUCCAUGCCCAAUCGUUAUUUAACUUGAGUUUAAGGGGUAAUCUAUUUGAGUACAUGCCUAAUAACAUCGAUCUUAAAAUGCUUCGGUUGCUAAACCUGUAUUCUUGUCCAAACCUGAAGUCUCUUCUAUGUCUCCCAAGUACGCUAGAGGAAUUGUGUAUCGAUUGGUGUACAUCACUAGAGAGAAUAACAUUCCAAUCAGGUCGUUUCAGUCUGCGGGAGUUUGGAUAUAAAGGCUGUUUCAAACUAUCUGAAAUUCAAGGGCUUUUCAAAUUAGUGCCCGUAGCAAAAAUUGAUGAAGCAGAUCUGGGUCACAUGCAGUGGAUCAAAGCAUAUCAAGAUCAUAAGGUGGACCUUGUCGGUGAUGAUAUUACUAAAGGCAGAGAUAGGCGUAUCCAGGUUAUUCCUCCUAAUUUCUUUCAAAACACCACACACAUAUACAUAUAUAAGCACACAUCUAUAUCCUACCUGAAUAUUGUUUGAUGACUAAGGGGCUGUUUGUUUACCUCUUAAUGACGCUCUUAAUGGUUCAGACCUCUUACUGGUUUAGCACUUAAUGGUUCAGACUGUUUGUUUCACGAGCAGACGUCUGAAUGGUUCAGACAUUUGCCUCUGAAUAGUUAAGAUUUAUACAGAGUCUGAAUGGUUAAGACCUCUAAUCUGAAUUGGUCAGGCAUUUGCCUCUGAACGGUUAAGCAUUAUACUGGUUCAGCACUUAACCGUUCAGAUGUUACUGGUCUACUGCAAACCCAGUGUUGAUGAAGAUGUUGUGUGGUUAAGCUACUGGCCAAUUGGAAACAUAUUAGACGUUGGUGAUGAAGUCACUAUAGAUAUCUUCUGGGAGAAAGGAAUGAUGAUAGUAAGCGGGUGUGGUGGCAGCCUUGUGUAUACAGAUGAUGAUGAUGAAAUUAAGGAAGAAGAAAACUGUGAAAAUACCACGAUGAAAGAGAAAGAAGUUAUUGGAGGAGAUCUGUCUGAAUUCGAGGUGACCACAGGAGGCUACUAUCUUUGCCGCCGUGAUUUCUUUUACUCCGAGACCUCAUAUCGGUUGAAACUGUUGUUUGGGACAAUGUUCACUAUACAGGAAAUUGUGCUGGGAGUUGGCUUUAACAGUGAAAGUGAAAUAAACAAGAUAGAGAAGGCGGUAUCUAGCGUUGAGGGAGUUGAAUAUGUUUCCACUCGCAAAGAAAUAAAACGAUUAAUUGUCGUAGGACAUGUUGAUCCUAUAGCAGUGGCAACUUGUGUAAGAGAAUUUGAGAACAUGGUUGAUAUUUUAUCCAUUAAUUAUGGUCACUAUUCGGAGUCCAGGUCGAGGAAGAGGUUACACAAUGGGUAAAGGUGUCGCCAUGCCAGUAGAUGUUAUUGCUGGUCUGGAGUUCAACCUAGCAAAGUGCCAAAGUUGAUCGCAAUAUUGUAUCAUUUCAUUAGCAGGCUAGCAUUUUCAGUAGGAUGAUGUAGUCCUACAUCAAUGAUGUAGGAGGUUUUAUAACCUAGAAAUCGACUUUGGUCUAGUUUUGAAUGUUUUUUCCGUUUUGUUUUCAAUUAUUUUUUGCCAACUCAUGUUGCGGAAGUAAAUAGGUCAAAACUGUAGCAAACCUCAAUUGGAAGUGCUCUAAAUUUAUUUCAUUUCUCUAUUUUCGUA
This is a messenger RNA of Helianthus annuus (common sunflower), 2299 nucleotides long. RefSeq lists its product as uncharacterized. Gene Ontology annotation, molecular function: metal ion binding. NCBI's taxonomy places the organism in Eukaryota, Viridiplantae, Streptophyta, Magnoliopsida, Asterales, Asteraceae. The record is from RefSeq and is a predicted model, not a curated record. The transcript is spliced from 2 exons. The coding region runs from base 1385 to 1993 and encodes 202 amino acids.